Molecule: messenger RNA, 670 nt
Organism: Chrysemys picta bellii (western painted turtle)
Lineage: Eukaryota; Metazoa; Chordata; Testudines; Emydidae
Source: RefSeq, a predicted model, not a curated record
UGAUGGUUUUGCUGGUCUCCCCAGGAAUCCCAUGGUGACAGGCACCUCGGUGCUGGGAGUGAAGUUUGAUGGCGGUGUGAUCAUCGCUGCAGACAUGCUGGGCUCCUAUGGCUCUCUGGCCCGGUUUCGUAACAUUUCCAGGAUCAUGAAAGUGAACGAUAACACUGUGCUUGGCGCGUCUGGGGACUACGCUGAUUUCCAGUACCUCAAGCAGGUCAUUGACCAGAUGGUAAUCGAUGAGGAGCUGUUGGGAGAUGGUCACAGUUACAGUCCAAAGGCCAUUCACUCCUGGCUGACCCGAGCCAUGUACAGCCGGAGAUCCAAGAUGAAUCCGCUCUGGAAUACUGUCGUUAUUGGAGGCUUUUACAAUGGGGAGAGUUUUCUAGGGUACGUUGACAUGUUGGGUGUUGCCUACGAAGACCCUACACUCGCUACUGGCUAUGGAGCGUAUCUAGCUCAGCCAUUAAUGAGAGAAGUCUUAGAGAAGAAACCCAUCCUGACGAAGGAUGAGGCCCGGGACCUGAUUGAGCGCUGCAUGAAAAUCCUGUAUUACAGAGAUGCCCGAUCAUUUAACAGAUACGAACUUGCCAUCGUGACCGAGAAAGGAGUUGAAGUGGAAGGACCUCUGUCUGUAGAAACCAACUGGGACAUAGCACAUCUUAUCCGGUAA